AGUGAAAAGACCUUUCAUCUGGAAACAAUCUGCACGGGCAAUAAACAUGGCCAGUGCUGUUUCCAUGGAAGUAGCAGACUUUGCUGUUGUAGCAAUCUACUUCAUCUUGGUGUUAAUGAUUGGCUUCUUGGCAAUGCGGAGAGCCAAUCGGAACACAGUGAAAGGCUACUUCCUUGCCAAUCAUACUAUCAAUCAAUCAAUCAAUCAAUUUUUUUUUAUAUACAACAUAGGAAGUGAGCAUUUCAUUGGACUGGCUGGAUCAGGUGCUGCUAUCGGGCUCAGUGUGGCUGCAUGGGAACUCAACGCUGUGCUGUUGCUCCAGCUGUUAGGGUGGAUAUUUAUCCCUGUCUAUAUUCAUUCUGGAGUUUAUACCAUGCCAGAAUUCCUGGACAGACGGUAUGGUGGGAGACGAUUACAGUUGUAUUUCGCCAUUUUAUCUCUCUUGGUCUACAUACUUACCAAGUUGUCCGUGGCCCUCUAUGCUGGUGCCUUGUUCAUACAGGAGUCUUUAGGGUGGAACCUCUACCUGUCAAUCAUCCUGCUCAUUGCCAUGACUGGUCUUCUGACAGUGACUGGAGGUCUGGUUGCUGUCAUCUACACAGACACAGUCCAGGCUGUCAUUAUGGUUGUUGGAGCACUUUGUCUAGCGGCCAUCAGCUUCUUCAAAGUGGGAGGACUAGAAGGGGUGAAAGCCAAGUACAUGGAAGCUACUCCAAACAUCACAUCCAUCUUGCUGUCAUCACCCAACCUGACCUUGUCUGAAUCUUGCCAUGACCACCUACACCCAAACCCAAAUGCAUUGAAGAUACUUGGAGGCCCAGCCGAUCCAAACAUGCCUUGGCCAGGAUUCUUACUGGGCCAGAUUCCUUGCUCCAUUUGGUACUUGUGUACAGAUCAAGUCAUUGUGCAACGUGUUCUAGCAGCAAAGAACAUUGUUCACACCAAAACUUCAACAAUCAUGGCUGGUUCCCUAAAAAUCUUGCCCAUGUUCGUCAUUAUCAUUCCAGUAAUGAUUUCCAGGAUCUUCUUUGCUGAUGAGUUGGUGUGUAUUAAUCCUGAGCACUGUAUGGAAGUGUGCGGUUCCCCUGCUGGCUGCAGCAAUCUGGCUUACCCACGGCUGGUCAUGCAUGUGAUGCCGGUAGGUCUCCAUGGAAUGAUGAUGGCCGUGAUGAUGGCAGCUAUAAUGAGUGAACUGGACUCCAUCUUCAACUCAGCGAGCACCAUAUUUACCCUGGACAUUUAUAAGAUGCUCCGAAAGCAGGCUUCAUCGAGGGAGCUGGUGAUAGCUGGGAGACUGUUUGUGUUUUUAAUGGUGGUCGUCAGCAUCGCCUGGGUACCGGUUGUGAUCACAAUGCAGAAAGGGCAGAUGUUCUACUAUAUCCAAGAAGUGACAGAUUAUUUGACUCCACCCAUAGCAGCUCUCUUCUUGCUCGGUAUUCUGUGGUGUCAUUGCAAUGAGACUGGAACUUUUUGGGGUGGGAUGGUAGGGUUAACACUUGGGUUACUGCGUCUGAGUUUGUUUUUUUUUUACAAGGAACCCCACUGUGACCAGCCAGAUGAGCGUCCAUCUUUUAUCAAAGAUGUCCAUUUUAUGUAUGUGGCAACCAUUUUGUUUUGUUUGUCAGCUUUGUUGACUAUAGUUGUGAGUCUCUGCACAUCUCCACCCCAAAGAGACCAAAUUAGGACCACAACUCUGUGGGGGUUAAAACAAAGAAAGAAACUAAAAGAGCAGGGAAAGGGAAAAGAUGGAGAGGAAAUGAAAACACUGACACCACUGACGCUUGCAGUAGGUGAUGGAAACGACCAAUCCAAAAAAGUCGAAGGCACAGAACAGAGUCCUCACCAAAAUAAUGCUUCUGUUAUGAACAACACAGAAACCCAGCUACCAAUCCAGAAUUGCUGUCACUCACUAAAUUCUGACCCUAAAAUUGAAGACAAAGGUAAGAUUUGGGGAGAGGACGGUGGUGAAGAUGUGGAGGAGUGCAGUGGAGCUGUAGUGGGAGGUGACAAGUGCAUGGUGGUUUUACAGUACGUUUGUGGAGUCCAGCAGAAACCAUCCAAAACUCAAGCCCUUCCAGUCAAGGAAUAUGAGAGGGUUGUUGAUGAUAUUCUUCAUGAAUCUCUGAGAACCCGAAUCUUGCUUAACGUGGGCCUAGUCCUGAUCUGCUCUGCUGGGGUUUUUCUCUUGAUCUAUUUCUCCUUGUAGAUACUUAUUCUGA
Thalassophryne amazonica is the source of this 2219-nucleotide messenger RNA. RefSeq names its product sodium/myo-inositol cotransporter-like. Gene Ontology annotation, biological process: transmembrane transport; myo-inositol transport; inositol metabolic process. The record is from RefSeq and is a predicted model, not a curated record. Gene Ontology annotation, cellular component: plasma membrane. Gene Ontology annotation, molecular function: D-glucose:sodium symporter activity. Bases 47 to 2206 code for a protein of 719 amino acids. Lineage: Eukaryota; Metazoa; Chordata; Actinopteri; Batrachoidiformes; Batrachoididae. The transcript has 5 exons.